GUCCUUGUCUCAAUCCGACAAGAUAUUAAGAAUGAGGCUGUCACACAAAAUAGUUCACCGAAGCCUCUACGGGUGCGGGCGAGGCCUAGUUCAAAUACUUCAGAACAGUCAUGGCCCAGCCAACCUCUCCUUCACAUUUGAAGGAUUCAACAUUUCAAUGUAGCCAAUUGCUAUCAAUCUGCAUAUAACCUGCGUUUCAUCGGAAAUCAGAACUCUGAAUUGAUCAAAUCAAUGAUGGGAAAUCCGGCGCAACAGCAAUCACCAACCAUGGCUGUACCUUCGGAAAGUUUGUAUCAAGACCGGAGCAAUAUAAGUCUUGGUGGUCUCAGUGUUGAUGAUUUGAUAUACUUGGACGAACAGGAGGCUAUUGGUAACUCUUCGAAAGAAUUCACAAAAUCUCCAGAGGACAAAGAUUUGUUGAGUCGUUUCCAAGUCGCUUGUAUCAUAAUAAAUCGCAUGAUGGGAACGGGGAUCUUUGAGUCGCCAACCACUAUUAUACAACAAGAUAGGAAUAUCGGGGCGAGUCUCAUUCUCUGGACCUUGGGCUUCGUAGCUAGCAUGGCUGGCACGUUAAUGUACGUCGAGUAUGGCCUUACGAUUCCACGGCGGAGGAUGGCUGGCGAAAUCCAAGCUGUUCCAAGAAGUGGUGGUGAACUCAACUACAUCAAAUUUCUCGCGAAACAUCCUAAAUACAUGGCGAUUUGUAUGUUUGGCUUCGUAUUUGUGGUCGUCGGAAAUUCUGCAGCCAAUUGCGUUUCGUUUGCAGUUCAUUGUCUCGCAGCAGCAGGAAUAAGUGAUCCACCAAAGGGGGCAGUACAAGGAAUCGCUCUUGGUACUGCCUGGCUCGUUACCUUGUUGCAUGCAUUAGGCAGGAUGUUCGGUGUUCACUUGAACAGUGUUUUCGCUGUGACCAAGGUCUCUAUGCUUAUUAUGAUAAUUAUACUUGGCUUCAUGGUACUCAACAAUCAUACCGGACACUUCCAUCGCGACCCGCUUUCGUACACUAACCUCGACACAAGUACCAGUUUCAAAGAACUAGGGAAAGGAGACCAUGCUCGUGGAUUUGCAGCCGCAUACCUCAAUAUUAUAUUCACAUGCGGUGGGUGGAACCAGGCAAACUAUGUCCUCGGUGAAAUUAAGAAGCCAACCACUCGGUUUCGAGGCAUAUCUCUAUGGACUGUUGGAAUAAUGUGUUUACUGUACUUAUUAACUAACAUAUCAUAUGUUAUGAUAGUAGUAGUAGUCUCACAAGAUGGAGAUUUCCCAGAAGAUGAAUCAGUAGUCGAACAAUUCUUCAAGCGAACUAUUGGUCAGGCUUGGAACGAAAGGCGAGCAAGUCAACUGAUGGAUGCAUGCCUGGCUGUCUCAAGCUUGGGCAACGUCAUUGUCACUACUUUUACCGCUGCUCGUGUCAAGCAGGAGAUUGCGAAAGAAGGGAUACUUCCAUUCUCUUUGGUCUUUGCCAAGAACGUCAACAUUAUUAAAUGGGCAACCAAGAAAUUGAAGCGAUCGAAACAAGUUGGAGAGACGGUUGAGCAUCCUCCACAGGGAGGUGCCACAGCCACGCCAGAGCGAGCCGAAAUCGAGCCAAUUCCAUUUCCAGCUCUCGUACUUCAUUGCGCAUUCUCCACGAUUUUGAUUCUUGCCUCGAUUCGAAUCCCUCGGUCCAGGGACGCUUACCCGUUGCUUGUUGAAAUUUACACAUACCCAAUUGAUGCACUGGUCGCGAUAUGUCUCAGUUUUGGCAUGAUAUGGAUGCGAUCAAGAGAGACAGAUGAAUGGAACACAUACUCCACAACAAACAGAUGGUUCAGUCUCAUAACUGCAAUUAUUGUUUUCGUCGCCAAUGCAUUUCCGAUGGCUGCGUUAUGGAUUCCAGAAUCUUCUCCUGGAAGUUCCAUACCUUGGUACAUUGUUCCCACAAUCGGAUGGACACUUGUUCUAACUGGUUUCAUUUAUUAUAUGGUCUUUCGUUUCGCAGUUCCUUUGUUCUUGGGUGGCGCCGUGUUGGAAGUAAAGAGAGAUCCUGUUAUUGGUAUUGAUAAUGAAGGACAUUUUGUACAACAUGGUGAGAUGGUCUAUCAGAAAUGGUCAGUGCCUGAAGAUGAAGACAUACCUUAUCCCACUGGACACAGUAAUGAGGUUGAACUUAAGCAACUUCAUUGAUAUGAGCGGAGAGUGUAACAUUGAUAGGAGAGUGUUCUAGAAGGAUCCUAUAAUCAUCUUCAAUGGGGUAUACCAUUCAAUACCCUUUGUUUCUUCCUCCGGUUUAUAUAAAUGUAUCAGACUUUUCACUCGAAAUCUAAUCUUUGUCGGAUUCAAUCAGAACUGUUUCCUAGAGUCCUUCCCCGUUUUCUUUCAAUGUCCUUCCCGCCAUCUCUUUUUAAUGAAGCUAUUUUAAUACAUGGUACGAAGUCUUUGAAGAAAUAAUGAAACUGUAUAGUCUUGAAACCA
Botrytis porri is the source of this 2454-nucleotide messenger RNA. RefSeq lists its product as uncharacterized. Lineage: Eukaryota; Fungi; Ascomycota; Leotiomycetes; Helotiales; Sclerotiniaceae. Bases 232 to 2166 code for a protein of 644 amino acids. Gene Ontology annotation, molecular function: L-amino acid transmembrane transporter activity. Gene Ontology annotation, biological process: amino acid transmembrane transport. The record is from RefSeq and is a predicted model, not a curated record. Gene Ontology annotation, cellular component: membrane. The transcript is spliced from 5 exons.